This is a messenger RNA of Xenopus laevis (African clawed frog), 1656 nucleotides long. RefSeq names its product makorin ring finger protein 1 S homeolog (gene mkrn1.S). NCBI's taxonomy places the organism in Eukaryota, Metazoa, Chordata, Amphibia, Anura, Pipidae. Bases 75 to 1424 code for a protein of 449 amino acids. Gene Ontology annotation, biological process: protein polyubiquitination; protein ubiquitination. The transcript has 8 exons. The record is from RefSeq and is a predicted model, not a curated record. Gene Ontology annotation, molecular function: metal ion binding; ubiquitin protein ligase activity.
GUUUUGGAAGCGGGCGCCGGAAACAUGUGAUCCCGGAAGUUCCGGUGUUGUUUAUAAGGGGGGAAUAAACAGGAAUGGCGGAGGCAGCGGCGGCGCCUGCUCUUCUCACAUCAGCAGCUUCUGCAGGGAAGGCCCCGCUGCCCGCGUUCCCGGAGAAUCCCCCCGUGGGUGUCUGGACUCGGCACGUCACCUGCAGAUAUUUCAUACACGGCGUUUGCAAGGAAGGAAUCAAUUGUCGUUAUUCGCACGAUCUCACCACCAGCCGAUCCGCCAUGAUCUGCCGAUAUUUCCAGCGAGGCUGCUGUGCGUACGGAGACCGGUGCAGGUACGAACACAACAAGCCGCUUCAGGAAGAUCCGACUGGAGACACUUGUACUGCGCCGAGCGAGUCCCUCCCGGAACCAAGCGGCGACAUUAACAGUAAGGCGGCUGAACUGGCAGCUAGUGAACUGGCAUCUGGGGGUCCACGAGCUCAAGACUGGGUGAAUGCCGUGGAGUUUGUUCCGGGGCAACUCUACAGUGGACGUGCCCCAGAAGCUUACACUCAGGGAACUGUGAAACCAGACGAGGGCAGGGAGGAGCCUGCUGACCCGGAGCUAAAGAAACAACUGUGCCCGUACGCGGCCAUGGGGGAGUGUCGUUAUGGGGAGAACUGCGUCUAUCUGCACGGGGAUCCAUGUGAUAUGUGUGGCCUUCAGGUGCUCCAUCCCGUGGACACAUGUCAGAGAUCACAGCACAUAAAGUCUUGUAUUGAGGCUCAUGAGAAGGACAUGGAGCUCUCGUUUGCGGUCCAGCGGAGUAAAGACAUUGUGUGUGGGAUCUGCAUGGAAGUGGUGUAUGAAAAGACCAAUCCCAGCGAGAGGAGAUUCGGCAUCUUGUCCAACUGCAGCCACUCGUACUGUCUGAAAUGUAUCCGCAAGUGGAGAAGCGCCAAACAGUUCGAAAGCAAAAUCAUAAAGUCUUGCCCAGAAUGUCGUAUAACUUCAAACUUCAUCAUUCCCAGUGAAUAUUGGGUAGAGGAGAAGGAGGAGAAACACAAACUCAUUCACAAGUACAAAGAGGCCAUGAGUAGUAAAUCCUGCAGAUAUUUCGAUGAAGGCCGCGGGACCUGCCCAUUCGGGGGCAAUUGCUUUUACAGACACGCUUACCCCGAUGGCCGAAUUGAGGAGCCGCAGCCUCGGCAAAAAAGUGGAAUGUCCAGCAGAUACCGGUCCCAGCGCAGGAAUCGAUUUUGGGAGUUUGACGAGCGAGAGGGCGGAGACCCGUUUGAGAACGAGGAAGACGAAGUUGUGACGUUUGAACUGGGGGAGAUGCUGCUCAUGUUGUUGGCCGCGGGGGGGGCGGCCGAGGAGCUGACGGACUCGGAGGACGAUUGGGACUUUCAUGACGACUCGGAGGAUUUUUAUGACUUGGACUUGUUGUGACUUGUCGGAGGAGUUGGACUGUCGGUGGGACAGUAGCUUUUUCCUGUGGUGUUUGGCAGUGCCCCCGAGGCAGGCCUAUCCCUUCCAGGUGCUCUUGUAUUUAUCCUUUUUAUCCUCUUGUCUAGUUACCCCCCUCCCCCGAGUGUGUGUUUCUGUUUCAAGAAAAAAUAAAUUUGAAAAAACAAAAAAUCAGCACAAAACAAAGUAACAUUAAAAAAAAAAAAAAAAACCA